Messenger RNA from Cygnus atratus (black swan), 2498 nucleotides. It is a transcript of the gene BRMS1L, whose product is annotated as BRMS1 like transcriptional repressor. Gene Ontology annotation, molecular function: histone deacetylase binding. Gene Ontology annotation, biological process: negative regulation of transcription by RNA polymerase II. The coding region runs from base 84 to 1055 and encodes 323 amino acids. Lineage: Eukaryota; Metazoa; Chordata; Aves; Anseriformes; Anatidae. Gene Ontology annotation, cellular component: Sin3-type complex. The transcript is spliced from 10 exons. The record is from RefSeq and is a predicted model, not a curated record.
UGCGGCGGCGGGGCGGGGCCGGCGGCGGCGGCGGCGGCGGGAAGGGGCCGUGCCGGGGGCCGGGGCCCGGCGUUGGCGGCGCGAUGCCGGUCCACUCCCGGGAGAAGAAGGAGAACAACCACGAUGAGAUGGAGGUGGACUACGGGGAGAACGAGGGGAGCAGCUCGGAGGAGGAGGAGACCGAGAGCUCCUCCGUGUCCGAGGAGGGCGACAGCUCAGAAAUGGAUGAUGAGGACUGUGAAAGAAGAAGAAUGGAGUGUUUAGAUGAAAUGUCCAAUCUUGAAAAGCAAUUUACAGACCUCAAAGAUCAACUUUACAAAGAGAGAUUAAGUCAAGUGGAUGCAAAACUACAAGAGGUCAUAGCUGGAAAAGCACCUGAAUAUUUAGAACCAUUGGCAGCAUUGCAAGAAAAUAUGCAAAUCCGAACCAAGGUGGCAGGUAUCUAUAGAGAGCUUUGUCUGGAAUCUGUGAAGAACAAAUAUGAAUGUGAAAUUCAAGCCUCUCGACAGCACUGUGAGAGUGAAAAGCUUCUGUUGUAUGAUACUGUACAAAGUGAAUUAGAAGAGAAGAUUAGAAGACUUGAAGAAGACAGGCAUAGCAUUGAUAUUACCUCAGAAUUAUGGAAUGAUGAGCUACAGUCCCGGAAGAAAAGAAAGGAUCCAUUUAGUCCAGAUAAAAAGAAACCUGUUGUUGUAUCAGGCCCUUAUAUAGUUUAUAUGUUACAAGACCUUGAUAUUCUUGAAGACUGGACGACAAUAAGGAAGGCAAUGGCUACACUGGGGCCACACAGAGUAAAGCCGGAACCACCUGUCAAAUUAGAGAAACAUCUACAUAGUGCUAGAUCUGAAGAAGGAAGGCUCUAUUACGAUGGAGAGUGGUAUGGACGUGGACAGACGAUAUGCAUUGAUAAGAAAGAUGAAUGUCCUACAAGUGCCAUAAUUACAACAAUUAACCAUGAUGAAGUUUGGUUCAAAAGACCGGAUGGAAGCAAGUCCAAGCUAUAUAUUUCUCAGCUACAGAAAGGAAAAUAUUCAAUAAAGCAUAACCACAACUGACUAUUGCUAACCAGAAAUGAAACAAGUGGUAUUGCCAUGCUUGAUGUGCCAUGGGAUGAAAGUUGUAUUUAAUAGUGUUUUGUAUUCCUUAUAAAUUUACAGCAGUAUCUGAUGUGUAUUUGUAGUGCUGUAUGUAAACUUCAUAUGGAUGGCCUUCAGAAACCUGAGGACGUUAAAUCAUGUUGACAGUUUUACCUCUAAACUGGGUCCAGUGCCUAAGGUAUGAAGUUCGCUCUUCAAAUGUAAUGGCUCAGAACUUCUCAUUAAUAGUCAUAUUUGUAAAAUGAAAUUUAAAAAUAAAUAAAUCCAUUGUUGACCAGUUCGUGUGAUAAAAAUGAUAACCACAGUUACCAGCAACUCACUUUGUUUUCAGUGAACAUCGUCAUGCUUCUCUUGUGGAUGUAAAUUUAGCCUGUUCAGCUGUUGCUUUUGAAUAGAUUGUAACAUGCAUAAGCAUUCUUUUAUCCAAAGUGGAUCGAUUUAUUAAAAUCUGCCCUCAACAGCUCUGCUAGUUGUAACUGCGUUAUAUUUUGUAAGGUUUACUAUCUUGCUUAUAAUGAGACAAAGCCAAUAUUUUGAGUUACAAUUUUUCAGGAGCAUUUUUCUGGCUUAGGACCCUAGUCUAUAGUAAACAAAUUAUUGGUGAUUUUUUUCUUCUCCCCCAGAUUACCAGCAAAAUUUAUGCAUAAAGUAGACAGUGUUGCUCCAACCUGUUACAUGCAGCCUACAAAGGAUGGCUGCUGUGACAAUUAUGUAAAUAUUAUUGCAUGCUCUGCUUAUUUGGUCCAUGUUGUAUGGAAUACUAUGAAUUCUUUUUUUUUUCAAAAGGAAAACAUCUCCCCAGAAAUCAUUUAAGUGGGCAAAUUUACACUGACUUUUUCAUCAAACACAGUUUUCCAAAUUUCUGUAACCUAUUUUGUCUUAUUGUACACCAGAAUUAUUUAAUGCAGUUUUAAAAGCUGAAUUUCCCUUGAAUCUUAUUGUUUAAGCCAUGGAGAAAGGUCCUAAAUCCUUAAUGUUACUGUGAUGUGCUUGGAACAUCUAGAAUGUUAGAUGGGAUCGUUGAAGAAUUUUUAAUAUGUUGGUUAUAUGCACUUUAAUCUCCACUUAUGAUGACUCUUCUUGGAGAAAGAAAGCAUCUGUUUGGUUUAAAGGAUCACAGCAAAUAAGUAUUUUUAUUGUAACAUAAAAAUGGUUUAUUCCUAUAUUAGUUGUCUCUUUUAGUGCAGGGUAGUAACUACUUUCCAAAUGCCAAAUCGGUUUCUGCUGAGUGAUGCUUUUCUACAAGUGUAUGACAUUAAUAAUCAAAUGUAUAUAAAGUAUCAAUUGACGUUGGCUUUUAACAAUAUGAACUGUAUGUAUACAGUUGUUUGAUAAUCUUUUUGUAAUAAAAUAUUCGUAUUUUUUAACUUAGUAUAUAAAUAAAUCAUUGGUGGUAGUGAA